Messenger RNA from Cebus imitator (Panamanian white-faced capuchin), 845 nucleotides. RefSeq names its product DAZ-associated protein 2-like. Lineage: Eukaryota; Metazoa; Chordata; Mammalia; Primates; Cebidae. The record is from RefSeq and is a predicted model, not a curated record. The coding region runs from base 13 to 519 and encodes 168 amino acids. The transcript has a single exon.
UCCACAGCCACCAUGAACAGCAAAGGUCAAUAUCCAACACAGCCAACCUACCCUGUGCAGCCUCCUGGGAAUCCAGUAUACCCUCAAACCUUGCAUCUUCCUCAGGCUACACAUUAUACUGAUGCUCCACCUACCUACUCAGAGUUCUACCGUCCGAGCUUUGUGCAUCCAGGAGCUGCCAUGGUCCCCACCAAGUCGGCUACAUUUCCUGGAGCCUCUCUGUAUCUUCCCAUGGCCCAGUUUGUGGCUGUUGGGCCUUUAGGUUCCACAAUCCCCAUGGCUUAUUAUUCAGUCAGUCCCAUUUAUCCACCUGGCUCUACAGUACUGGUGGAAGGAGGAUACAAUGCAGGUGCCAGAUUUGGAGCUGGGGCUACUGCUGACAACAUUCUUCCUCCACCUCCUGGAUGCCCUCCCAAUGCUGCUCAGCUUGCAGUCAUGCAGGGAGCCAAGGUCCUCAUAACUCAGCGGAAGGGGAACUUCUUCAUGGGUGGUUCAGAUGGUGGCUACACCAUCUGUUGAGGAACCAAGGCCACCUUUGUGCCAGGGAAGACAUCAUAUACCUUCAGCACUUCUCACAAUGUAACUGCUUUAGUCAUAUCAACCUGAAGCUGCAGUUUAGAUACACAUUGUUGGGGUGUCUUUCUGGUGCCCAAACUUUCAGGCACUUUUCAAAUUUAAUAAGGAACCAUGUAAUGGUAGCAGUACCUCCCUAAAGCACUUUGAGGUAGGGAAGGUAUCCAUUCAUAAAAUGAAUGUGGGUGAAGCCGCCCUAAGGAUCUUCCUUUAAUUUCUCUGGAGUAAUACUGUACCAUACUGGUCUUUGCUUUUAGUAAUAAAACAUCAAA